Nyctereutes procyonoides (raccoon dog) is the source of this 1254-nucleotide messenger RNA. RefSeq names its product FKBP prolyl isomerase family member 6 (inactive) (gene FKBP6). The record is from RefSeq and is a predicted model, not a curated record. The transcript is spliced from 9 exons. Gene Ontology annotation, molecular function: protein binding; peptidyl-prolyl cis-trans isomerase activity. Bases 1 to 984 code for a protein of 327 amino acids. Lineage: Eukaryota; Metazoa; Chordata; Mammalia; Carnivora; Canidae.
AUGGGGGGGAGCACGCGGAGCCCAAGGGUCCUGCAAGGGGACAACGCUUCCGGCCAGUCACCGUAUGAGAGGUUAAGUCGGAGGAUGCUGGACAUUUCGGGGGACCGGGGCGUGCUGAAGGACGUCAUCCGAGAGGGUGCUGGAGAGCUGGUGACCCCGGAUGCUUCCGUGCUAGUGAAAUAUUCUGGAUAUCUGGAGCACAUGGAUAAGCCUUUUGAUUCUAAUUGCUAUAGGAAAACCCCCCGGCUGAUGAAACUCGGAGAGGAUAUUACCCUCUGGGGCAUGGAGUUGGGCCUUCUAAGCAUGCGGAGAGGAGAGCUGGCCAGGUUUCUGUUCAAACCAACCUAUGCCUAUGGAACACUGGGCUGCCCUCCCUUGAUCCCCCCAAACACCACUGUCCUAUUCGAGAUUGAGCUGCUUGACUUCCUGGACUCUGCUGAGUCAGACAAGUUUUGUGCCCUUUCAGCUGAGCAACAAGAUCAAUUUCCACUUCAGAAGGUCCUAAAAGUGGCAGCUACUGAACGGGAGUUUGGCAACUACCUUUUCCGCCAAAAUCGUUUCUAUGAUGCCAAAGUGAGAUACAAACGGGCCUUGUUGCUUCUUCACCGACGAUCAGCUCCUCCUGAAGAGCAGCACCUGGUGGAAGCAGCUAAGCUUCUUGUUCUCCUUAACCUAUCCUUUACAUACCUGAGGCUGGAGCGACCCACCACGGCUCUGCGCUACGGAGAACAGGCUCUGCUCAUUGACCAGAAGAAUGCUAAGGCCCUCUUCCGGUGUGGACAGGCCUGUCUUUUCAUGACUGAGUAUGAGAAGGCCCGAGAUUUUCUAGUGCGAGCCCAGAAGGAACAACCCUUCAAUCAUGAUAUCAAUAAUGAACUGAAGAAACUGGCUAGUUACUACAGGGACUACACAGAUAAAGAAAAAGAAAUGUGUCACCGAAUGUUCACUCCUAAUGAUAACGGCUCUACAGUAGGAGAAAAUUGAAGAUUCUUCAGCUAAACUACAGACAAGAGCGGCCAGGCUGCUGGAGUUCUCCGUCAGUGGGGCUAGGGGGCUUUCUGGAAAGAACUUCCCAGUGCAUGCUAUUGUGGGGACACGCCUGGAAGUUGGAGCUGGAAUUUCACAGCCCUGGGCCAUUGCCUCAUCUCUGACUGACGCUGCUGAAAUGUGUUUUCACAGGUGCUGUUUUCUGUUUCACGUUUUCAUACACAGAGUAGGGGAAAGUGUAGCUACUGACAAGUAGAAAAAUGCUAU